CAAUAUCACUGUGGCGCUCAAGCAGAAAUGCAAGGUGUUUGUGAAUGGCCAAAAAAUGAGAACUCCAGUCUCCCCCUCUCCUGGCCUGAACAUCCGUAAGAAGUCUUCCCAUAUCUACGUGAAGACGGACUUUGGUCUGACAGUGAAAUUCGGUGGACAUUGUAAAGCAGUAAUCACUCUUCCAAACUUCUACAAAAGGAGAGUGGUGGGCUUGUGUGGGAACUUUGAUGGUCGAAAAGGAAAUGACCAGAUAAAAUUAGAUGGCACCAUGGCACACAACACGCAAGAGUUUGGCGACAGCUGGAUAGUUUAAGCUGGAUGAAUGUUGAAGGGGAGAGUAAAAGAUCUGUCAAUAAAAGAGUCUACUCAAAUCUUGUUACGCUUUAUAU
Austrofundulus limnaeus is the source of this 389-nucleotide messenger RNA. RefSeq names its product zonadhesin. NCBI's taxonomy places the organism in Eukaryota, Metazoa, Chordata, Actinopteri, Cyprinodontiformes, Rivulidae. The record is from RefSeq and is a predicted model, not a curated record.